Molecule: messenger RNA, 2267 nt
Organism: Amorphotheca resinae ATCC 22711
Lineage: Eukaryota; Fungi; Ascomycota; Leotiomycetes; Helotiales; Amorphothecaceae
Exons: 8
Coding region: 252-2165 (637 amino acids)
Biological process (GO): proteolysis
Molecular function (GO): tripeptidyl-peptidase activity; serine-type endopeptidase activity
Source: RefSeq, a predicted model, not a curated record
GUUAUGUAUAUAUGAUUUUCUCAUGUCAGGUGUUGAUUACAAUCUUUGCUCAGUCUUUACUUUUUCCUAGCGGAUGUGUUUGAUCUUUUUCAUUACUAUUAUGGGCACAGUCACUAGGUGAGAUUUCCUGGUUUCGCAGCCGGGACAGGAGAAACGAGUCAACCAAGAUAUCAAUGGGGUAGUUACAUGAACACUAUUCUCCCCUUCAGCGUUGCAUCUUAACCAUUUCGCUCGAGUUAUAUACCAUCAAGAUGAUGCCAUCUAUUACUUGUAUUGCCAUGAUGGCAAUGCUGGUCUGUACGACUAGCAUCACAGCCUCUGAUUUACGAAUUCGUUCCCCCUAUGCAGUCAAAGACAGCCAUCGCGUGCCACGGCAAUGGACCCGACUCGGACCAGCUCCAGCACAACACUUAGUGCAAUUGCAAAUUGGAUUAAAGCAGAGUAAUUUCAAUGAACUCGAACGACAUUUAUAUGAAGUCUCCGAUCCAUCACAUCGUCGAUACGGCCAGCAUCUCUCUGCAGCAGAAGUAAAUGAACUAGUGAAACCUAGCGAGGAAGCUCUGAAAAAUGUUCAUGACUGGCUCCUCGACAAUGGCAUUGAAACAGAGAGCUUGGAAUAUAGCUCUGCAAAGGACUGGAUUCAAGUCACAUUGCCAAUUGAAUCUGUGGAGCGCCUACUAGAUACUCACUACUCUGUGUUUAAACACGCAGAUGGAACACGUCUCAUUCGAACCCCUCAAUGGUCGCUUCCUCUCGAUCUUCAUGAACAUAUUGAAGUCAUUCAACCUACCAACUCGUUCUUCCGCGCCAGGCCUAAAAGAUCAACACUCAAAGACUCUUCUGUUGAUUUCCAUUUCAGUCAAUCAGAUCUGAAUGCUCUCAAAAGCUCGAAUGACCCUCCCCUCGACAAGGCAUGCAAUUCCACCGCAGUGACACCUCUCUGCCUCCGAAAAUUAUAUGGUACUCUUGAUUACACGGUCCAGUCAUCUAAUUCGAAUCAAAUCGCAUUGACGAAUUAUCUUGGAGAAGCGAACAAUCGAUCAGACGUAGCCAUCUUUCUUCAACAAUUCCGACCCGAAGCUGCUGGAGCUGCGUACAACUUCACAGUUCAGGUUAUCGCAGAUGGUGAUGACCAACAGACCCCCAACAACGCCACUCAAUUGACUGCAGGAAAGGACACAGAGGGUAAUCUAGAUGCCGAGACAAUUCUCGCGAUGACUUGGCCUACGCCACUCACAGCGUAUAACACCGGUGGAAGUCCUCCUUAUACACCGGAUGCAUUGACUGUCAAUAACACAAACGAGCCGUAUUUAACCUGGUUGCAGUACAUCCUAGCACAGAAGGACAUCCCUCAAGUGAUCAGCACAUCUUACAGCGAUGACGAGCAAACCGUUCCUUAUUCUUAUGCCGUGUCCGUUUGCAAAGGAUUCGCCCAGUUAGGGGCCCGUGGAAUUUCCGUCCUCUUCGCAAGCGGGGACAACGGUGUCGGGGCGGCUGGUGAUUGCUUCACCAAUGAUGGCAAAAACACCACCAGCUUCCUCCCUGUAUUCCCCGCAUCCUGCCCCUACGUGACCGCGGUCGGCGCCACCCGGAACAUCAACCCCGAGAUCGUCGCCUUCGACGCCUCCAACAAAUUCUCCAGCGGCGGCGGCUUCAGCAACUACUUCCCCCGCCCCUCCUACCAAGACCCCAUCGUCCCCCCUUACCUCACCACUCUCCCCUCCCAACUCCACACCCUCUACAACGCCUCGGGACGCGGCUAUCCCGACAUCUCGGCCCAAGGCUACCACUUCCUCACCAUCUGGAACGGGACCAUCACGCCCCUCGACGGCACCAGCGCCGCGACGCCCACCGCCGCCUCCGUCAUCUCACUAGUCAACGACGCGCUGCUCGCGGCUGGGAAACCCGUGCUGGGGUUCUUGAACCCGUGGCUUUAUAAGGUCGGGUACAAGGCGUUUAGGGAUGUGGUGAAUGGGUCGGCGGUGGGGUGUGGCAUGGCUGGGUUCCCAGCGGGCGUGGGCUGGGAUGCGGCGUCGGGCUUUGGAACACCUUACUUCCCUGAUCUCCACGCCGUGGCUCUGAAUUCAUCUUCUUUCCGUCUCUCACCGAAUCUAUAUACCCUCUCCAUCACGAUCCUGGUCCUUUGUAUCAUGGUUGGUUUAUGAUGAAUGAGUGCGGGAAGAGAGAUGGGUUGGUGAUGUUAUAUAUGUUGGUAGGUAGGUAUGUAGAAAUAUUGAAAUGGUAUAAAAAUGAAAAUGAAGAUAAAC